Messenger RNA from Sander lucioperca (pikeperch), 3524 nucleotides. Its product is annotated as E3 ubiquitin-protein ligase TRIM21-like. Gene Ontology annotation, molecular function: protein binding. The record is from RefSeq and is a predicted model, not a curated record. Bases 116 to 1933 code for a protein of 605 amino acids. The transcript has 8 exons. NCBI's taxonomy places the organism in Eukaryota, Metazoa, Chordata, Actinopteri, Perciformes, Percidae.
GGACGGACCAGAGGAAGGACACACACCCACACACACACACACAGACACUAGGUGGGAGUGGAGAGAGAAAGAGACAGAAGCCGGGGAGCUAAGGAGCAUUUCAAUAGCUGAAAGUAUGUCUCAAACAGACACAAACAACUAUUCAGACAUGAGCCUCCAGGUUUGUGACUGUGACUGGUCCAAAGUUACGACUUAUAAUAAACUGAAAAUACACCAGACGGAGAUAGGAUGCAAGCCAAAGGGUGUGAGGGUUGAUAAGAGUAAACGGGACCUACAGCUGGAUGUUUACACCCCUUUCAAGACUGAUAUGGCCUCCACUAGACCAUCACCCAGUGAGACUGUCUCAAUGGAGACACAUCUGAAAUGCUCUAUCUGCAUGAGUCUGUUUGUGGAUCCUGUCACUACAGCUUGUGGCCACUCCUUUUGUAAGGAAUGUUUGGACCGCAAUUGCGAGUACAAUGACAGGUUGUGCCCCCUAUGCAAGCAGUUUCUGAGGAGUAUCCCAGAUGUGAACAUCGUCCUGAGAAGCAUUGCCGAACAGGUGAAAAAGACCCAGGAGGAAGACAGUAAGUACACUCUGGCGCCCGGUGAAGUGGCCUGUGACAUUUGCACAGGGCAGAAGCUGAAGGCUAAGAAGUCCUGCCUUGUGUGUCUUGCCUCGUAUUGUUCGACCCACCUGGAGAAUCAUUCUUCAACUAAAAGGUUGAAGGGUCACAAGUUGGUGGAACCUGUGGAGAACCUGGAUGAGAGGGCCUGUCUGAAGCAUGGACGUCCCUUGGAGCUGUACAGCAGGAAGGGAGAGAGAUGCAUUUGUGUACUUUGUCUGGAAGAAGAUCAGGAGGAGGUUGUUCCUACUGAAGACGAAUGGGUCAAAAAGAAGGCAAAGGUUGAAAACACAAAGGCAGAGUUACAGGAGAAAAUUGUGAAGAGGAAAUCAUGGGUGGAUGAGACUAAUGCAUCUCUUCAGAGCUGCAAGGACCAGCUAGAGGAUGAGUGGUGGGAUAUCGAGAAUGUGUUCACAACUGUGAUUGCCAUUGUGGAGGAAGCCCAUGCAGCAGCUCUUAAGCCAGUACAGGACAGGAUGGAGGCGGUGGAGAAAGAGGCAAAAGACAUUCAACUCAAGUUGGAAGCUGAGAUCAACAGGCUUGAGAAGACCAUCUCUGAGCUGGACGAUAUAUAUGCGCUUGACGAUCACAUCCUUUUCCUUCAGAGUUACCCAUCUCUUCAAGACCCCAACAACCUCAAAGACUCGAUGGAGGUAGAGCUCGACACAUCGCUGUCUUUCGGCACCAUGAGAAAAACCACAACAACCAUGUUGGAACAAAUUCAACAGAAACUGGAGAAUCUGACCUCCAUUGAGCUUCAGAGAGUUCCAAAGUUUACAGUGGAUGUAAAGCUGGAUCCAACCACGGCGCACCGACGCCUCAUUCUUUCUGAUGAUGGGAAAGAAGUGAAAGAUGAAGGGGAGGACCAAGAAGUAGAUGAUGCUCCGGAGAGGUAUGAUCUGUUUGCCAGCAUCCUGGGGCUCAACAGGUUGAUCUCUGGGAAGUCGUACUGGGAGGUGGAGGUCAGCAACAAGACGGGCUGGGACCUGGGUGUGGCUAGAGGCGACGCAAACCGCAAGGGGAAACUCUCGCUGAACCCAGAUAACGGUUACUGGGUUACCGUACAUUAUGAAGAUGAUAAGUACGCAGCCCUGACAGCAACGCCAGUUCGUCUUUCCCUGAAAGACAAACCUAAGAAAGUUGGGGUGUUCGUGGACUACGAGGAAGGUCUCGUGUCCUUCUACGAUGUGACGGCUCAAUCUCACAUCUACUCCUUUACUGAGUGUUCCUUCAAUGACGAAGUCUUCCCAUAUUUCAGUCCACAUGUAAAACAAGAUGAGAAAAACACUGAUCCUUUGAUUAUUUGUGGUGUGAAACAUUGUGAUUAGGACAUGGAUAUGUUGUGAAGACUGUGUGGGUUUGGCUCAGUCAAAAACGUAGUUUCGUACAAUAUGGAGGGGGACUUUGUGGUGAAUACUGCUCUUUGAGGCUAAAUGGAUUGGGAAUAAAUAAUUAAAGGUGCCGUAGGUACGUAUUGCGAAGAGCAGGGAAGUCUGCAUAAGGAGGAGGUCGGAGUUCGAUGGACAGGUCAAACAAACACAGGAUUUUCACGCAGGAGACUGCUGUUCAUGUCCUGUGUGAAACCAAAAUUUACAUGACUGAUCUUUUUAUAACCAAGUUGUUCCCCAAAUCUAAACGUACUUAACUACGUAACAAACAUAGGCUACUUAUUUUAACCCAAAAUAUUUAUUUUUCUAAACCUAACCAUGUAGUUGUGUUGCCUACAGAAAACAAAGCCAAGGUGUCUCUGUGAACACUGAAGUUUAUUUUUUAAAGAUUAUUUUUUUGGGGGGCUUUUCUCUUUAUUGACAGCUGAUAGACUGGAAAGGGGGAGGGAGAUGGGGGAUGACACGCAGCAAAGUGCAGCAGGUCAGAUUCGAACCUGCACCGCUGCAGGACUCAGCCAACAUGGGGCGAACGCUCUUACUGGGUGAGCCAGAGGCCGCCCCACUGAAGUUUAUUUUGAAAAAAUAAAAUGUUUGUAUCCAUGUAACCAGCGAAAACGACAUUUGCAAUACUGGCACUAAAGGGAUCAUCAUCGUGCAUCAUAGUUUAAACCAGGGGUGUCAAACUCAUUUUAAUUCAUGGGACACAUAAUUCAUGGGACCCUAAUUUGAUCUCAAGUGGCCAGUAAACCACUCCAGAAAGAUCAGAAACUUUAUCUGCCACAGAGUUUCUUGUCAGCUUGAUGUUAGCAAACACAAGUUGCUUCUGCUACGACAGCAUUGUAAGGCCAUUGUAGAAAAAAAAUAAUGAUGUUACGAACCCUGGAGAGAGGAGUAAUAUUCUGAGAAUAAAACUCAGAAUUUCUAAGUUUAAAGUAGAAAGAACUUGGAUAUUCUCUGAGAUUAAAGUGGUCAAUUUGGAAUUGGAAUGAAGUACUUCUCUUCAAUUUUCACUCUUUGCAAAGUCAUCCAGUGGGCCUGAUUGGACCCUUUGGCGGGCGGUUCUGGCCCACAGGCCGUAUGUUUGACACCCUUGAGUUAAAGCUUAGGUUCAGCGAUCAAGCAGCUGUAGUUGAUGAUUUGGGAGUAUGUGUUUACCAGAACUAUGCCAACAUUUAUAAAUGCCUAUAUGCAAAUUAUGAAUGUUUAUUUUCUAUGGUCAUGGUAAAUGUUAUGAAAGUUGUGCAAGGUCAGUUCAUUCAUGGGUGACAUUUCCAGUUACACUAUAAUGCAUGACCAAAUGGUGCCUUUUACAACUUGAUGAAUACAAUACUUAUAAGACUUAUGAUAGAUGAUGCAUACAAUUUGUCAAAGCAAAAGCGUAAAAUGUACCUAUAUGGUAACUUUGGGAAUGUUAGUAGCCUACACAUGCAUUUAAUUAUUGUAUAUCAAUGUAUCCUGAUUAUUUACAAAAUGUGCUGUCAUUACAAAUUCUUUUUUAACCUCUAAAUAAAAAUAAAAAUAUCUAAACUUU